AGCCUUGUGUGAGGCUCAUCAGCUUCCGUUGGAUGCUAAAUGUAUCGUCCAUGGCAUGCCGUUGGGCGGCUUUGUGGGCUCUAAGUGCUCUUGCCCUGGGCAUUCGCAUCUCAGAUGACGACACCCAGGCGAAAGAGGCCGCUGUGGGCGUUUGCCCACCGGCAUGGCCACUUGAGGAGCACAUAAGCACCUACCAGGCCAACGCCUCCACAUUUCAGGAGGUGGCUCUUUUCCAGGAGUGGAAGCUGUCGCACCAUAUAGACUGCAGUGACCCCGUGGGUUCUGCCACGGUGCUGCCGGAAAUGGACCCGGAGAACCCGGUCCGGGACUCCAAGGUGUUGAUCAACAUCAAGCUGGAGGAGCAGGACAGAACGGGACAGCUUUUCCUCUGCUCUUCGCAGCAGCGGUGCUACGCGGAGAUCCGAUUGAAGAGGCGAGAACGCCGCCUAGUUGAUAGUCUGUCAAGUGUCUUGAAUUACGACACCAUCAAGUCGUUUCACACUCUGCCGCCGCAGGUCUGCGCCAUCUUCGAGUUCAUGGUGCUGCUCACGCUGGCAAUCCUGCUGGCCGUUGCGCUGUGGCUGAUGUAUCUCCUUUAUGAGGCAUUCAAGGAGGAGAGUUCGCGGCCCUGGGGCUUCACGACGGACAGGGACAAGAGCGAUCCCCAGCUGCGGCUGCCGAAGCCGGCGGACAUUAUGUUCCAGGCGUUUGUGGAUGUGCUUUUCUUCGUGAUUGGCUGUGGGCUCUUCGUCUUGGAAGGCGAGCGCUUCUUUCGGACCUACCGUGACCUUAGCAACACUGGCUUCGUGCUUGUGCUCGCUUUUCCUCUGGUCUUCGGCUGUGCGGGGGUGCUUCGCAUCUUUUUGGCGGCUUCGCGCUGUCACUUGUACUACGAAAGUUUACGCCAUGGCAUGCUCCUGAAGCUUCAGGAGGUGCAAUUCUGGAGGGACUACUUGUUGCUUUGGUUUUGGGUCGGUGUCAUCAUCACCGUCGGACAGGCAGCCCAGGUAGUUUUCUGGGACCGCAACAAUAUGUGGGAGGACCUGAAGGCACUGCUGGUCUUCUCCUCGCCACUGUACUACAUGAUAUCCUCCAUGCUGGACAUCCAGCACGCCGAGAGUCAGGCGCUGCAACGCCACUGCAUCCUUGCGCUGGAAGGAAUCUCCAAGGACAAGCCAGUCGAAAUCGGCGUGCGAAAGGACAUUGAGCCAAUCGAGGAGCCCUCCUUCGUGGCCAUGGCCAGGCAGCGGAAGGACUUCGCAGAGACGCCGCCUGAGGCCUCAGGCAGCCAGCUGAACGUCACUGACCUGCGCUGGGUGGGAUUCGUGUCUUUGAAGUCAAGCGGCGCCAAUCGCAUCAUGCUGCUCCUCUUCAACCCCUUGCUGCUUUGCACCUUGCUCUGCUUGGCCGGGCUCAGCUGCUCUGUGUGCUUUCGCACAAUCACCUCCAAGCCAGAACUGUUGAACCUCCGGCUCAUCGGCGGAAGCACCACCAAAAGCUUUAGGCCAAGCCUUCAUCACUACCAGGUUUUAGCGCUGAAGAGCCAACGGCUGCUGGGUGUGUCGGCAGAGGUGAACCCCACGGAGAUCAGCCGCCUCUCCAUGCACCAGCACUCGAUGCCACUGGCCAGUACAACGGGUGCCAGCUUGGCGGAGGCCGUCAGCCUGGAGGAGGACAUUUAUCCGGUCCAAGUGGAUGUGAAUGUGGAGGAUACUGCCAGCACAACUGAGUACAGGGUGCAGGUGUUGAAGUACGGGGUCCUACCAGAGUCGAUUACCUUCUCCGGCACCACAAAGUCCGGAAAGAAGUUCCAUCGCUGCGUCCCAUGGGGCUACCUGUGGAGCGCCAACCCCCUGUGGGUGCCUGAAGGUCUCAAGAGUUUGGAGGCGAGCCUCCACUACUCCCACUAUGUGAUAGCGCUGCCCUGGUCCAAGCCCCACGAGGAUCGGUUCACGACGACCUUCAUGCCGAACACGACAAAGGAUGAUUGCGAGCGGCAAUACCUGAGACUCCACACUGCAACAGCCCAGCACUCAUCGACUGGUGGCUGCUUCAAGGUUACGCAGCCCUCCUGGAGAAUGUGCGGGCAGACCAGUGGGAAAGCGACUGACGAUUUUCUGAAGAUGCUGUCCGGCACCAUCCACGGCGCCAUUUGCGUGAGACAUUGGCAAGCCGAAGGCGAGUGCCAGCAACUGGAGAACGCGGGGGCAUCAGUGCUCACCACCAAGAACACGUCCAAGUUCCUGCCCAGACCUUACGAGGAUAGCUGGGAGGAGGGCCACUUCAGCGUGCAGCUCGACAUGAUGGUGGAGAACACGAUGUUCAGAAUCCUGGACUCAAGAAGUUUGUACUCACCCAUGCAGGGCAUUACCCUCACCUAUCAGCCCCUCACCAGCUAUCAGCUGUUCCACAUAGCGGCGUUCAGUCCAGGCGUGAAGGUUCGCAGCGGCGGAUGGGACCCCGAGAUCAGCGACCACGACUCCUACAACGGCCAGUGGCGCCUGAAGGUCUACGACUCCCCCCGCUUCAAGCAGGCUGAGACGAUGGCGAUCUACAUCUUUUCGACCGACCUGGAUUGCUAUGUAUCAUCCCUCAAGGUGCUCGCCUUGAAGCGCACUUGGAAUCUGGAGCCAGCGCCCGUCACAGAUGCAGUGUGCGACCUGGACAGCGCCGCCGAGGUGUGCGAUGACGGCUGGAAACCUACCCGCGGCUUCCAACUGCCCCUGCAGCUGUUCAGGGACGAGUUGAGCGCGUCGGGGAUGCACCCACUUCAGCUGAGGGCCAAGAGGGUGUGUGAGUCCAUGGAGGGCAUAGAGGAUCCAAAGCUUGCCCCGAAAUUAUGGAUAAAAAUGACGUUCGUCUACCACCCGGAGAUGCAACUCUCUGUGAUGAACGCCUUAGCUCCGAACGCGUCAUACAAUCUCUUCGCCUGCGAAGAGAACCAGUGCAGAAUUGACCUCCAGAGGAGGACAGCGCCACCACAGAAGUUCUCGCUUCAGCUCCUGGCCCAACUGGGACCCGAGCACGUCCUGGAUCUGAACCCGUACCAGGAGGCAAACUUUAAGGUGCUGGACAUUGACCAGGAGCUCUGCAAAAUCACCCGGGUGUCAAGGGUCAAGGCCUGCGGUGGCAAGCUCAACGCCAUGUUGCUGGAAGUGCCGCUAGAUUUCCUUCCUGAUGGACUGAUUGUCACCCGCAUCAAAACCUGGAUCAGAAGUAACAGGUUCUGGAGCCCCUAUCCCAUGAUACUCGAAAUCAGGAUCUUCAACUGAGCCGCUUGCAGCGGAUGCGGCAACGUUUGGUGGCCACAGGGGCCAUAAGGCGGUCAGGGCCAAGCCACUUGUUCCAUGGCAUCUUUUUUGUUUGGUGGGAUCCCCACUACAAAAGGUUUUCCAACCCUAGAGACGGGUUGCUGCUGCUAUCAUUCGAGGCAAUGGGCAGCUGACAAUUGGCCAUGGCCAAGUUCCAAGUUGUUCCGAACGGUCCCAUGGCUGACAUGCCCAGGACCCUUGUUGAUUUGCUCCUGACCCUCCCACUGCUCGCCACGGACGACAUGCGAACGGCCAA
Messenger RNA from Effrenium voratum, 3567 nucleotides. NCBI's taxonomy places the organism in Eukaryota, Dinophyceae, Suessiales, Symbiodiniaceae. The record is from the annotation of a GenBank genome assembly.